Molecule: messenger RNA, 1998 nt
Organism: Perca fluviatilis (European perch)
Lineage: Eukaryota; Metazoa; Chordata; Actinopteri; Perciformes; Percidae
Product: guanylyl cyclase-activating protein 2-like
Exons: 4
Coding region: 98-661 (187 amino acids)
Biological process (GO): visual perception
Cellular component (GO): cone photoreceptor outer segment; photoreceptor inner segment
Molecular function (GO): calcium ion binding; calcium sensitive guanylate cyclase activator activity
Source: RefSeq, a predicted model, not a curated record
UAGUUCACAGCUCUUCAGUUUGAGUAGAUGCCUAAGUGCCCUGCAGACUUUCGGAUCCAAACUUUUCGUAUCUUUUCUCAAAGAAAUCAAAGGCACAAUGGGACAAGAAGAGAGCCACAGUGAGGAGAUGGAUUUGGCACAAAUUCAUGAUUUGUGCAUCAUUUUCAUGAAGGAGUGUCCGAGCGGUGCGUUGCAUUUACAUGAGUUCAAGAGGAUCUUCAGGGUGGCGAGCAGCUCUACAGAGGAGUCCCUCUACAUCGAGACAGUAUUCCACUCAUUUGACACAAAUAAGAAUAACACACUUGAUUUCGUCGAGUAUGUAGCAGCACUUCACUUGAUCUUACGGGGGAAUCUUGAAGAUAGGCUCAAGUGGUCCUUCAAGAUGUACGACAAGGACGGGAACGGCAAGUUGGACAGGCAGGAGGUGAAACGGAUCAUCAGGCUCAUUUACAAAAUCAAGCUCCAGACGACUGAAGUCAACAUGACGCCGUCUGAAAUCUGUGACAGGAUCUUUGAGCUGGUUGACCAGAACAAUGACGGUCAGAUAACCUUGUCUGAGUUCAUGGAGGGAGCUCAGAAGGACGAAUGGGUCAUGAACUUGUUGAAGUUGGACGUUAACGCCAGCGGCUGGGUCCUCCAGAACUGUGGUAAAUUACCCUGAUCUCCCACAGUUUUCUUUUUUUUUUGAGGCUGACACAGAGGUGUCCAUGUCUUCGGUCUCCAUGUUGAGUUUCCUGUGACUCGGAGAUGGAGCUCAGCGCACUUCUUCAAGGCUGCAGAUCUGCCGUGAUUUACACUGCUGGUCCAAAGGCCAAGUGUUCGCUGUGUGUCUGUGGUUUGGCCUUGAGCUGAUGUUUCUAACUAAGGAAACGAUGCUCAGAGAAAGUCUGCUGUUAAAUGCAGUACAGUCAAUUAUUGUGUAUUUAUUAUCACAUGAGGAUGCCGACGGCAGCCAUAACAGUAUUCAUCAUUAUUCCAUGUGUUUAUAUUGUAUGUUUGAUAGAAGAGUUAUGAAUAUAUAGAAAUGUAUUGGUGGUAAACUUGUCUCUGCAGAGAGGUGGUAGAAAUAACAUUAUUUUGUACUAGGAAACAGACUUUUCAUAACUAAAACAGUAUUAACUGAACUGUGUUCAUGCUCUGAUACUUUUUUGCUAAAGUUCUAUCAAACAUAUCUUUUUUAUUACAAAUAUAAAUGAUCUUUCAGGUAUUUCAUGGUGUCAAACUAAAUUGCAACUUCUUACCUUUUUAACGGAAUAUCGAUUAAACCAUUUACUUAAUCUUUGUCUUUACAAGAGACGGAAAAGGAAGCUAAUACCGGUGAAUUAGCUGUGUGCUCCCCUUUGCCAUACUCGGACACAUCUAUCUCCCUGCUGUAAAUGACAUGUAAAUGUCCAUUUCCAUGUAUGAAAAUUCGGAACACAAACACAGUUACGUUAAUUGUUUUGGGUCACUUGGGGGCAGCGAAACAAUCUAAAACCAUAAACAGUAUAUUAAUAAUAAUUGUUUGUUUAAAGCUCCAUUGUGUAAUUUUUGGAGUUGAUUCUUAGCAAAAAAACCUUUGUUCUUUCACAAAUAUGUGCUCAUUCAUGUGUAAUUACUUCAACCAACUAAUGAAAGUAUUCUCGUACGCGUAGAAUCUGAAUGGUGGCAGCCAUGUAGUGUCUCCAUCUUGAAAAUACAUUAGCCAAAGAGGGACGUACCUCCACCUUUCACGCUUUUACACUCAGUGGCACCGUGACGAAUGCCAGCCGGGAGAUUACUCACAACUGCCGGCAGAUUUGAAAGUCUGUUGAAGAUGGAGGAUCAUGCCUACUCUCGAGGACAUGUAACGUGGUCGCCAAGGAAGUUAAAAAGAGAAUUAAAACGACAACGCGACAGGCAAACCAACAAGACUAAAUGUAAUAUUGGAAUGGAAGGAACACUCACGGACAAAGUCGUACUUCUUGGAAUAAUACGGCCACCGUAGGAGUUAAAAUGUGCUCGGAAUGGGAAGGGCUA